AUUAAUUUUUUGUCAACUGCAGACUGCAUUUGAGCUUUAUGGUAUGCUGUCUAGAGCUGUUAGUCCCAUUACAGGAGAGAACAUAAUGCCAGUUUAUGGAGGUGAAGAAGCUUUUCUGAGGAAAAUCAUUGCACCUGUCUAUGAAGUGAUUGCAAGGGAGGCUAAAAUGAGCAAAAGAGGACAAUUAAAGGAUUCACAGCAGAGGAAUUAUGAUGUCCUAAAUCAGUUCUUCUGGUUGGCCAAUGCGUUUGGAUAUCUUCCAUAUGUCUCUUGCACAGCUUCCUUCUAAGAGAAAUGCGGUAAGAAAUUAUUGUGAGACUCAAGUGCCAAUAUCAAGAAUCUUAUAUACUUUCCUAAACAUCUUCAUUUUCCUCAGAAUGUCUGGUGCAUCACUAUGCAUCCCUAUGACCAAUGGCUUAAGGGGAAACCUUUUCUCCUUUAUACAACCCUAUGAACUAUAUACUGUUUUCAUUUCAAGACUACAAUACACCCAUUAAAUUAAUAAGAUCCAACUUUGCCCCCAUUGAUACUAUUCAAG
Carica papaya (papaya) is the source of this 538-nucleotide messenger RNA. NCBI's taxonomy places the organism in Eukaryota, Viridiplantae, Streptophyta, Magnoliopsida, Brassicales, Caricaceae. The record is from RefSeq and is a predicted model, not a curated record.